Tetrahymena thermophila SB210 is the source of this 777-nucleotide messenger RNA. RefSeq lists its product as hypothetical. The record is from RefSeq and is a predicted model, not a curated record. The transcript has 2 exons. Lineage: Eukaryota; Ciliophora; Oligohymenophorea; Hymenostomatida; Tetrahymenidae. Gene Ontology annotation, molecular function: calcium ion binding.
AUGAGAAAAUCUAGCACUUCUUCAAUGAAUAGCUCAAAGAAGCAGUCUACAAACUUAGCUGACUCUUAAAAAUAACAAAUUUUAAGCACAUUUGAAUAGCAAAAAAAAGAUAAUAUAGUUUAAUAGUAGAGAAAUAUCAUAGAAGCUUUGCAAAAUUAAUUAGAUUAAGGAACAAAAACUAAAGAAGAAAGAUUUGCUUAUUUAUAAGAUAUCUUAGGCGAAACUAAUUUAGGAGUAGAAUUUUUCCAAACUAAUCCGUAGGAUUAAAAUAAGUUAUAAGUUGAAUAUGAUCAAAUUAAUACAGCCAUAAACACAAUAAAAUCAGCAAAAAAAGAUACUAAAAGAAAAGAAACUUAUAAAGAAAGUCCUUGUGCAUCAAUAGGUAUAAAUGAAGUGAAACAAAGAAUGAACAUAAUAAACCCAGAUUUCCCUCAAGAAGAAAUUUAAUUUAUGUUUCCACCUAGAAAAGAAGUAAAUAGCAAAGAAUUAUUUGAGCUGCUAAGAGUAAACUAAAUACAAAAAGACCCUCUUACUGAAGCUUUAAAGCUUUUUUUAGAUUAAAAUGGGGAAUUAAAUAAAGGAAAAUUAAACAUAAUGAUGAAAUAUUUAGGUUAUGGUUAAAUUGACACAAAAGAAAUGAAUAUUUUAAAAGAUAUCUUAGACAUAGAUUAAGAUGGUAAAAUUACCUAAGAAGACUUAAAAGAAGUAUUCUCUGGUUGUAAUAAAAUUUAUAAAAUUCAACAAUAAAAUAAAAAUGAAGAAUAAGAUUAGAAAUGA